CUCAUUAGAAUAUGCGUGAGGAAAAAAUAAUAACGCAGGAGGAAGUGUGUAUGUCAUGCUGGACCGUUGAAGAUCUCUGUAACUGGAGUCGAGUUGCCAGGAUUCAUUCAAACAUUUUAGAAAAGCAAAAGCGGCCAAUAUCAUAUGUCUCCGCCCUCUGUAAUGUUGCUGGACGAGACGCCCUUAUUUGAUCCUUCUCUGCUUCAAGAGCUGGACUGGAGUAGCAACACCGUCUCCUUCUCGCCUCCCAUUUCUCCCUCUCAGCCGGGAGAUGGUCUGGUGCUCCGUCCUCUCUGUACUGCUGACCUAGACAGAGGCUUCUACAAGGUCUUAUCACAGCUCACGGUGGCUGGAGAUGUCACAGAAGAACAGUUCAAAGCAAAUUUUGAACAUAUGAAGAAAUCUGGAGACUAUUAUGUCAUAGUGGUGGAAGACACGAAUCUUGGACAAAUUGUUGCCACAGCAACACUUAUCAUAGAGCACAAAUUCAUCCACGCUUGUGCAAAGAGAGGGCGUGUAGAAGAAGUGGUUGUGAGCGAUGUAUGCAGAGGGAAACAGCUGGGAAAACUGUUGGUAUCAGCAUUGACUCUCCUCAGCAAAAAAUUGCAGUGCUACAAAGUAACACUGGAGUGUGCGCCAAAAAAUGUGGAAUUUUAUAAAAAGUUUGGCUACUCCGCUUCAGAUGAGACUUACAUGCAGUGCCGGUUCUUUGACUGAAUCCAAAAGAUUCUUUAGAACUCUUAAUCUGUUCUAUUCUCUGAGAAUCCUAGAUCAGACUACCUCGAAGAUUUCACCUUUUUUAGCCAGCAAAAAAAGAAAAAAUCAACUUAAUAAUUUGGUGACCAGUGAUAAUAACAAAAUAUUGUGAAAUAAGCAUUUUGAAUUCACUACAACACAGAACAAUGGGUAUAUUCAUGAAUGUUCUUUCUAAAUGUCAACAUCAAGCACUUGUAGAGAAAGCUGUAGAAAUCUGAUCUGAUCAUAUGCAGAAUGUGUGGCUUACACUGACAGCCACAAAAAGUAACACUGUGUUCUGUUAAAGAGAACAGACAAAAUGGUUUUGUUUUAUAGAAGAAGGGCUUAUGUACUUGAAUAUUUUCUAAUGUAAAGAUUUCUAUACAAGGUUUUUUUUGUUAGAGGGAAAACGUUUGUAAUUACAAAAACUGUUUCAAACAAUUUACAAAACUGUUUAAGGCAUAUUUCCCUCUUUUACUUAAUGUUAUUGUGCUUUAAAAAAAUACCAAAACUCAAAUCACAUUUUCAUGCUAUGAGUGAGUCCUACAGAAGCUGUAUUGAAUCUAUUUUAUCUUAUUUCGAUUUCUCUUGCAGGUACUCAUCUUCAAUGUAGAGAACAUUUAAUAGAAAGAAAAUAGUUUACAUUUAUUUAUUAUGCGUAUGUAUUUUCUCAAUUUUGGCUCUAGUCUUAGCCACUGGUGAUGCUGAAUCAUUAGUUGUGUAUCAAACCUAAUGAAGGAAAAUAAAUUAUUUUGAAAUAUA
Ctenopharyngodon idella (grass carp) is the source of this 1497-nucleotide messenger RNA. RefSeq names its product glucosamine-phosphate N-acetyltransferase 1 (gene gnpnat1). Gene Ontology annotation, cellular component: endoplasmic reticulum-Golgi intermediate compartment; endoplasmic reticulum; Golgi apparatus. The transcript has 6 exons. Gene Ontology annotation, biological process: UDP-N-acetylglucosamine biosynthetic process. The record is from RefSeq and is a predicted model, not a curated record. Gene Ontology annotation, molecular function: monosaccharide binding; glucosamine 6-phosphate N-acetyltransferase activity. Bases 145 to 717 code for a protein of 190 amino acids. Lineage: Eukaryota; Metazoa; Chordata; Actinopteri; Cypriniformes; Xenocyprididae.